This is a messenger RNA of Fundulus heteroclitus (mummichog), 1195 nucleotides long. RefSeq names its product claudin-4. Lineage: Eukaryota; Metazoa; Chordata; Actinopteri; Cyprinodontiformes; Fundulidae. The transcript has a single exon. The coding region runs from base 100 to 726 and encodes 208 amino acids. Gene Ontology annotation, biological process: cell adhesion; bicellular tight junction assembly. The record is from RefSeq and is a predicted model, not a curated record. Gene Ontology annotation, molecular function: structural molecule activity. Gene Ontology annotation, cellular component: bicellular tight junction; plasma membrane.
CCAGCAACCACAGCCACUACCCCAUCAGCUCGCAACAACCACGUUCCUCAAGCCCUCGGCAAGACACGACUGCUUUCCUGCAAGCAAGAGCGCUCCAACAUGGUGGCCGGAGGAAGACAGAUCCUCGGUAUGGCUUUGGCCCUUAUCGGCUUCCUGGGGACCAUCAUCGUCUGCGGCCUCCCCACCUGGAAAGUCACGGCUUUCAUCGGCGCCAACAUCGUCACCUCUCAGAUCAUAUGGGAGGGUUUGUGGAUGAACUGCGUGACUCAGAGCACGGGCCAGAUGCAGUGCAAGGUUUACGAUUCCCUUCUGGAGUUGCCUCAAGACCUGCAGGCCGCCAGAGCCCUGGUGGUCAUUUCCAUCAUCGUUUCAGUCAUCGGGAUCAUGAUGGGCAUAGUGGGCGGCAAGUGCACCAACUUCAUACCAGAUGAAGUCCGAAAGAGCAAAGUGGCCGUCGCUGCAGGUAUCAUCUUUCUCAUCGCGGGCGUCUUGCUCCUCAUCCCGGUUUGCUGGACUGCCAACACAAUCAUUCGGGACUUCUACAACCCAACUCUGAUAAACGCUCAGAAGAGGGAACUGGGGGCCUCCCUCUACAUCGGCUGGGGCGCUUCUGGGCUUCUCUUCAUCGGCGGUGGGCUCCUCUGCAGCUCCUGCCCCCCCAAGGACGACGACUACGACGUUAGGUACUCCAAGGCUCAGUCCGCGGUCAGCAAAGCCUACGUUUAGACGGGUGAAGAUGAAACAAGACAAGAUUUUAUGAAAGCCUUACGUCCGACUGGUGAAGAUGAGCCAAGUUAUAGCAGGUGAAAUAUUGUGAAGAAACAGACAGAAACUUUGGCAGCAAGAAUGAGUAGAACAUCUGUUGUAGUUUUUAAAGGUUCAUGAUAUGUGGGAGUCAUUUAUUUUGAGAAAUAUGCAGCCAUUUGAUUCUGACUUUAUAAACACAUAUAAAUACAUAAACAUAGAGACAUUGUUUUUUUUUUAUGAUAAAACGUCACAUUCUAUGUUUUAUCCUAUGUUCUUGUAUCCAGUUGUUUUUUUUUUCAAUGUAUAACUCACAACAUUUGUACAGACCAAUCUCUAAUUAUAUAAAAGCUGAUCCUGAUUUUUAACUAUUAUGUCUUUGUGAAUUCAACUGCACAUUAUUUGAUUUUUUUUUUUUCACUCUGUAUAAUUAAAACUAAAGUCAAGUGUU